ACAUAAACAAAGUUGCAAAAUCCGUAAAUUGAUAUUAAAAAUUACAAAAUUAAUCGCUAAAAUCCAAAUUUAACGCCGAAAUUCGUGUGAAAUUCCAUUUGUGACGAUGGAUCGACGUGCAAACAGUUCAAAUUCCCUCGAUUCUGACUCGAAAUCCAGUUCUCUCAACUCGAAACAUGAAACUCCUGGCGAUCAACCGUUCAUUUACUUGUCGGGCGAGAAGAUGCAAGAUGUGAAAAAUGAUGUCACUUACAUUUGCCCGUAUUCGGGACCCAGUCGAGGUACAUUGACCAUCACCAAUUAUCGCCUGCAUUUCAAGUCGAACGAAAAAGAGGCGUUGAUUGUCGUCGAUGUGCCGCUCGGAGUCGUUUCGCGCAUCGAAAAGGUCGGCGGAGCAACGUCACGUGGCGAAAACUCGUACGGCAUCGAUAUUUUUUGCAAAGAUAUGCGGAAUUUGAGAUUCGCUCAUAAGCAGGAAAAUCACAGUCGUCGCACAGUUUUCGAAAAAUUACAACAAUUUGCGUUCCCCAUCUCAGCUGGAGAGAAACUUUUUGCAUUUUAUUACGCGGAAAAAUUCUCGCAAUGCGAUGGAUGGUCGAUUUACGAGCCUGUCGCCGAGUUAAAUCGCAUUUUGGGACGAAAUAACGAUGCGUGGCGCAUCACGAGGAUCAACGAUAAAUACUCGAUUUGCGAAAGUUAUCCAUCGGUGUGGGCAGUUCCGCGACCCGCAACUGACGAACUCAUCAAACAAUGUGCCGCGUUCAGGUCCCGAGGGCGUUUGCCGGUUUUGUCGUGGAUUCAUCCGAUUUCGUCGGCGACAAUUACGCGAUGUUCGCAACCCUUGGUCGGUGUCAGUGGCAAACGCAGCACCGAAGAUGAGACGUACAUCAAUUAUAUCAUGGAAGCGAAUGCCAAUUGUGACAAAUUGUCGAUUAUGGAUGCGAGACCGAAUGCCAAUGCGAUUGCGAACAAAGCAAGGGGUGGCGGGUUUGAGUCGGAAGAGGUUUAUGCGCACGUUGAUUUGACCUUUUUGGAUAUUCACAACAUUCAUGUCAUGCGGGAGAGUUUGAGGAAGCUCAAGGAGGUCUGUUUUCCAGCGAAUGACGAUCAACGGUGGUUGUCGGCAGUUGAAAAUAGUCUCUGGUUGAAGCAUAUCAAGGGGAUUCUCGCUGGAGCUGUUCGAAUUGUUGAUAGGAUCGAAAAUCUAAAAAUCUCCGUUGUCGUUCACUGUUCCGACGGUUGGGAUCGUACCGCACAAUUGACUGCCUUAGCGAUGCUCCUUCUCGACCCCUAUUAUCGCACGAUGAAAGGCUUCGAGGUCCUCAUCGAGAAAGAAUGGCUCAGUUUUGGUCACAAAUUCCAACAACGCAUCGGGCACGGCGACAGUCAUCAUUCCGAUGCAGAUCGCUCCCCCGUUUUCCUUCAAUUUAUAGACUGCGUUUGGCAAGUUAGUCGUCAAUUUCCGCACGCCCUCGAAUUUAACGAGCACUUCCUCAUCACAAUUCUCGACCAUUUGUAUUCCUGUCGGUUCGGCACAUUCCUCUGCAACACCGAAAAAGAGCGAAUUACGGAAGAUUUGAAACACAAAACCGUCUCGUUGUGGUCCUGGAUGAACGCGUCGCACGAACAAUACAUCAAUCCGCUGUACGGCGGGCGAACGAAUACGGCGCAAACUGUUUUGAAGCCCGUGGCGAGUAUGCGACACAUAAAAUUGUGGAAGGGACUCUAUUGUCGCUGGAAUCCGAGCAUGCGGGCACAAGAUCCGAUCUAUCAGCGAAUACGGGAAUUGUUGUCGUUGCAGGAACAGUUGCAGCGGCAAGUCGACGAGAUACGGUGCGAGUCAAAUAAUCGGAAUCAGCAGAAUAAUGCACGUCUUGCUUCACCAAUGCACUAAAAAAAUUACGAGAAAUAUGAAUUUUAUAAUUAUCAAGUAGGUUUAAGAAUCAGCAACAUAGAGAAAUAUA
Messenger RNA from Culicoides brevitarsis, 1964 nucleotides. RefSeq names its product myotubularin-related protein 2 (gene mtm). Lineage: Eukaryota; Metazoa; Arthropoda; Insecta; Diptera; Ceratopogonidae. Bases 107 to 1894 code for a protein of 595 amino acids. The record is from RefSeq and is a predicted model, not a curated record. Gene Ontology annotation, biological process: phosphatidylinositol dephosphorylation. Gene Ontology annotation, molecular function: phosphatidylinositol-3,5-bisphosphate 3-phosphatase activity; phosphatidylinositol-3-phosphate phosphatase activity. Gene Ontology annotation, cellular component: membrane; cytoplasm. The transcript is spliced from 4 exons.